This is a messenger RNA of Calliphora vicina (urban bluebottle blowfly), 406 nucleotides long. RefSeq names its product alanine and glycine-rich protein-like. Bases 78 to 323 code for a protein of 81 amino acids. NCBI's taxonomy places the organism in Eukaryota, Metazoa, Arthropoda, Insecta, Diptera, Calliphoridae. The transcript is spliced from 2 exons. The record is from RefSeq and is a predicted model, not a curated record.
UUUGAAUAGUAAAAGUUUUGCAACAAAUAACCCUUCGACAAUAAUAAAGAGAAAUAUUUGGUAGCAAAGUUGAUAAAAUGAAAUUCCAGUUGACAGUUUUACUAGUGGCUGCUGUCAUGUUGAUGGCAUGCUCUACUUGUAUGGCCCAGGGUGGAGGAGGUGGAGCUCAAGGUGGCGCCCAGGCUGGUAUGGGAGUUGGCAUGGGAGCGGGUGCUGGAGCUGGUGGUGGUGCAGGAGGCCAGGGUGGUGCUCAGGCUGGUAUGGGUGGUGGCAUGGGAGGUAGUGGUGGCGGUGGCGGUGGCGGUGGUCCUGGUGGCCGUUAAAUGCUGCGAUCGAGACAUUUUCUACAUAUUCCCCCAAGUUGACACUUACUGAUUUAAAGUUCCCUAUAAAAUUUAAUAAAUUA